GCAAGGCCAGCCAGCACGCCAGUCGAUUCCACGCCAAGCUCGUGGAAAUGGAGUGCCUGUCUCGUGAUUCCUACAUGCGGCAAAUCAAAUCUGUGCAGCUAGCGUAAUCAAUUCAGUCGUCGAUACGGAAUAUAGAUCACCAAAAGAUCUUGCCAUGCGGAUGCGCAUCUCCGUUUUUCUAUUUGAUUUGAUCCGCACGAUUCACUCGUUGGGCGCUACAGUUCAUUAGGUGUGUACUGUAGAGCAUUUGAUGAACGCAGAUGCCUCGCUCCGCCUACAGGCCUACAAGUAGCUCGCGGUCAAGCUCACGACGAGCGCCAAGGGUAUUAAUCCAGAGCAUUGCCAACACCACGCUCGCACCGCGACGUACGCGCGGCGAUGUCCACCACCGAGGCGCUCCUCGCCGGCCCCGGCAGUGUCGGCGGCGGCGAGCGCCUGAGCAUCGACGACGCGCUCGCGCAGCACGCGGGGGAGUUCGGGCGGUGGCAGCUGCGGCACUUCCUGCUGGUGACGGCGGCGUGGAUUCUGGAGGCGAUGCACACCAUGGUCAUGAUCUUCGCCGACCGCGAGCCGGCAAUGUCGUGCCCCAAGGGGGACGGCCGGUGCGGCGACCGCUGCGCGGGCGCCGCGGCCGGGUGGCAGUGGGACCAGGGGAGCGGCUCGUCGACGGUGGCAGAGUGGGGCCUCGUCUGCGGCGAGAGCUACAAGGUCGGCCUCGUCCAUGCUAUCUAUUUCGCCAGCGCCAUGAUCGGCGCCGGCGUCUUUGGACACUUGUCGGACUCUUUUUUGGGUCGGAAGGGCUCCCUCCAGGUGGUGUGCUUCCUGAAUGCCAUUUUCGGCCUCCUCACCGCGCUAUCUCCCGACUAUUGGGUCUACGUGGCCUUACGCAUCCUAACAGGCUUCAGCGCCGGCAGCAUUUGCCUUUGCUCCUUUGUCCUUGCCACAGAGCCCAUAGGGCCCUCCUAUCGUGGUGUUGUUGGCAUGUCCAUGUGUUAUUUCUUCUCCGGCGGCAUUGCUAUCCUCGCUGGCAUCGCCGCGAUGUUCCAGUCCUCUUGGCGCCUUCUGUAUGUCGUCACCUCCAUGCCCUCCCUCGUCUUUGUGCUCACCAUCUUGCCAUUCGUCUCCGAGUCGCCACGUUGGUACCUUGUGCGGAGGCGCGUUGACGAUGCAAUGCAAGUUCUACAAGACAUUGCCUUCACCAAUGGAAAGAGCAUCCCAGAUUACAUCUCACUCAAGCUUGACGAUGAGGAUGACAUCGAUAAGAAGAUCGAUGGGUCGUCAUCGUCGAUCCUAGACGUGUUUAGGUCACGAACAACACGGGGCAGGCUGGUGCUCUCAGUACUCAUCAGCUUCCUUUGCUCGGUGGUAUACUACGGGUUGAGCCUCAACGUGGUCAAUCUAAAGAUUAACCUUUACAUCAGUGUGGUUGUUAACUCUCUCGCUGAGAUGCCCGCGUUUUUGCUCACUACGAUGCUCCUUCAACACUUGGGUCGGAAGCCACUAGCCAUUGGCUCGAUGCUUCUCAGCGGUGUCUUCUGUACAUCUGCCAGUCUUAUUACCGGCGUCGGUGCCAUGAGGGCGGUAAGGAUGGCAUGCGGGGUGGUAGGAAUCUUCGGAAUGGCCGCGACAUACAAUCUAUUGGUUGUAUACACAACAGAGUUGUUCCCUACAACGGUGCGCACCGCGGCGAUGGGAUGUACAUUACAAGCGUCCAAGAUGGGUGCCAUACUAGCACCCAUGGUAGUGUUACUCGGCGAGCAGAUGCCAUUCGCAGUGUUUGGCAUGUUGGGUAUCAUCGGUGGACUACUGGUGUUCUGCCUCCCGGAGACUAUGAA
This is a messenger RNA of Aegilops tauschii subsp. strangulata, 1835 nucleotides long. RefSeq names its product organic cation/carnitine transporter 4. Gene Ontology annotation, cellular component: membrane. The record is from RefSeq and is a predicted model, not a curated record. Gene Ontology annotation, biological process: transmembrane transport. Gene Ontology annotation, molecular function: transmembrane transporter activity. Lineage: Eukaryota; Viridiplantae; Streptophyta; Magnoliopsida; Poales; Poaceae.